Molecule: messenger RNA, 1685 nt
Organism: Apis florea (little honeybee)
Lineage: Eukaryota; Metazoa; Arthropoda; Insecta; Hymenoptera; Apidae
Gene: AMPdeam
Product: AMP deaminase
Biological process (GO): AMP metabolic process; IMP salvage
Cellular component (GO): cytosol
Molecular function (GO): AMP deaminase activity
Source: RefSeq, a predicted model, not a curated record
AUAGAAAAAGAUAAAAAUGUAUAUAAUAAGAAAGAAACAUUUGCUUAUGAAAUAUUUCGUUUUUCGGACGCUGUCAGCGUGCAUGCAACAGACGUAAAAUACAAGACAAGGAACGUGUAACAUGUUCGCCGGUGCGAACGAGUCGAAACGAUGGCUCAGGGAUAAUAGGAUACUCUUGAGAGCUGCCAAGGAUUUAGAAGAACGUCGUAGCCAUUAUGAACCAUCACUCGGACCUGGUAUACCAGAUGAUGUCGAUCAUCACUUUAAUCUUGAAGAAAAUGAUUUUGUCCCACACUUUCAAAGGGUAUCCAUAUCCGGUGAAGAUACUUCCGGGGUACCUUUGGAAGAUUUACAGCAAGCGUCCCAGAUGUUGGUUCAAGCAUUGGCAAUACGUGAAAAAUACAUGAAUAAUUCUAAACAGAGUUUUCCUUCUAUAACAUCACGGUUUUUACGCAGCAUCGAUAAAAGACCAGUAAGCAGUGACGAUGAAGUUCAACAUGAUGAUCGUAAAGCUAUCGCUGAUCAUCCUGUACAUGCACCUGCAUCUCGAGGAGAUCCAUGGAAAUGUGAAUUUCCUCCAGCAAAAAAUUAUAUAAUUGCUCCAGUCAAUGGUGUUUUUAAUGUAUAUGCAAAUGAAGAAGAUUUCGUCGAUGGAAAGCCAAUUCUUUAUUCAUAUCCUGAUUUAGCAACUUUUGUCAGAGAUAUGAAUCUUCUUUGUACAAUGAUCGCCGAUGGUCCAUUAAAAUCCUUUUGCUAUAGAAGACUGAGUUAUCUUUCAUCAAAAUACCAACUGCAUGUGUUAUUGAAUGAGCUUAGAGAACUUGCCAGUCAAAAAGCAGUUCCUCAUAGAGAUUUCUAUAAUAUCAGAAAAGUUGAUACACAUAUUCAUGCAGCAUCUUGUAUGAAUCAAAAACAUCUGCUUAGAUUUAUUAAAAAAACCUUAAAGAAUCAUGCAGACGAAAUUGUAACAUGUUCUAAAAAUAAAGAAACAAUGACCCUUCGAGAAGUAUUUCAAUCAAUGAAUUUAACGACUUACGAUCUUAGUGUUGAUAUGUUGGAUGUACAUGCAGAUAGAAAUACAUUUCAUAGAUUUGAUAAAUUCAAUGCUAAAUAUAAUCCUAUCGGUGAAAGUCGUCUCCGUGAAGUAUUUCUUAAAACGGAUAAUUAUUUAAAUGGUAAAUUUUUCGCAAGUAUAAUUAAAGAAGUUGCCAGUGAUCUCGAAGAAUCGAAAUAUCAAAAUGCGGAAUUACGUCUUUCGAUUUACGGUAAAAGUCCGGAAGAAUGGGACAAAUUAGCAAAAUGGGCAAUUCAAAGCGAUGUGUAUUCGGAUAAUGUACGCUGGCUUAUUCAAAUUCCACGACUUUAUGAUAUUUUUAAAUUGAACAAAUUGAUGACAAACUUCCAAGAGAUAUUGAACAAUAUCUUUCUUCCUCUUUUUGAAGUGACAAAUGAUCCUAAUUCUCAUCCAGAAUUACAUAAAUUCCUUCAAUAUGUAAUAGGAUUUGAUUCCGUUGAUGACGAAAGUAAACCCGAAAAUCCUUUAUUUGACAAAGACGUUUGUCCACCUGCAGAAUGGGAUGAUGUUGAAAAUCCUCCUUACGGAUAUUAUCAAUACUAUACUUAUGCAAAUAUGACUGUUCUAAAUCAUUUCAGAGCGUAAAUAUAUCUUUACGAUUAUUAUCGAU